Messenger RNA from Klebsormidium nitens, 2517 nucleotides. NCBI's taxonomy places the organism in Eukaryota, Viridiplantae, Streptophyta, Klebsormidiophyceae, Klebsormidiales, Klebsormidiaceae. The record is from the annotation of a GenBank genome assembly.
CAGUGGUACAGGCUACAGAUGAUGCACUCAUCUUUCAACUUCAAGAAGAUGGCCGCUAUGAAGAGGAAGGAAGCGGGUGGUGCGGUCGGUGGGGAGAAGGGCCGCCCCAAAAAAGCAAAGGUUGACCAAAGCAGGCAGAUUGGUAAGAAUUUCAAGGAAGGUACAAGCGUGAAAGUUUUUAACAAAUCGGAUAAGGCCGGAGCAGGGAAAGGCUUUGAGUUCAAAGGGAGGAAGAACGAUGGGGCGCAUGCGAGCGGUGGUAAGGCCUUGAGCAAGGCUUCGAAGUUUGCAAAGUAUCCGAAGCCGGGGGGGGAUGCAAAGCAAGAAGAAGAGAAGGUUCUCUUGAGUAGGAAAGACAGGAAGGAGCUCACAGAGGAGAGGAAGAAAGCGCGGAAUACCAACUAUGACAUGAUCAGGGACGCAGUGGCUAUAUGGAACAAGAUGAUUCAGAAGAACGUGAAAGCCAAGGAGCGGAACGAGCUAGCUGGCGGGCUGCUCGCCUGCAUCAAGGGGAAGAUUGCGGAGGUCGCAUUCUCUCAUACCGCCUCCCGAGUGGUGCAGGCGCUGGUCAAGUUUGGCUCAGAAACUGAGCGGGCCGCCGUCUUUGACGAGCUUCGGACCCACAUUCUCGAGCUGGCGCGCAACACGUACGGCCACUUCAUCAUAUUGCGCAUGCUGGACCGCGCCAACAAAGAUCAGCUGCAGCACAUCAUGAACGCUCUGCAUGGGCAUGUGGUCUCGCUGCUCAGGCAUCCCAGCGGCUCUGCUGUUGUGGAGCAUGCUUUCAGCACGGUGGCCACUGGGAAGCAGAAGGCGGAGUUGGUCUCCGAGUUCUACGCGGAAGAGUACCGCAGGUUCAAGGGGGUGGAGACGGGGGGCCAGGGAAAGCUGGCCGACAUCCUGGCUACCGCGCCCCCGUCCAAGAAGGCAGCCAUCUUGAAGCACACAUUCCUGGCACUCCAGCCGAUCCUAGAAAAGGGCAUCGUGGACCACUCCAUCCUGCACAGGGUCCUCGCCGAGUAUCUGGGAGCGCAGCCCCCCAAGAGCAUGGUAGAGGACAUCGUCGAGAACCUGUCGGGCCCCCUGCUGCUCCGCAUGGUGCACACCAAGGACGGCGCAGAGGUCGGCGUGGCAGUGGUCACUGCGGGGGGUGCCAAGGAGCGCAAGAAGAUUGUGAAGGCGCUCAAGGGGACGGUCGGCAAAGUGCUGGAGGACGAGUACGGCAACGUGGUGCUGCUGCGGCUGCUGGAGCUGACGGACGACACGACACUCAUCAACAAGGGUGUCAUGCCCGAGAUCCUGGGCGCCAAUCUAAAAGACCUCGUGCUGCACAAGUACGCCCGCCGCGUCUUUCUUCACCUUCUGGCCCCCCUCUCUCCGCGCUACUUUCCCCAAAUGGUCGUCUCGCUGCUCCAGCCCCCUAGAAUUCCGACUCCCAAAGAAGAAGCCGCCGCGAAAGCGCGUGCGGAGGCGUUUAAGGCGCAGUUCGCGGAGCCUUCCGGGGCGCAACCGACGGUUCCACAUAUGGAACCGGUAAAGAACGAGGAAGGGGAGGAAGCCGACGCGGUAAUGGGUGACGGUAAUGGUGAGGAGGAGGCCGCGGGGCCAUCGGGGGAGGGGGAGGGUGACGGGAAGAAGAAGCGGAAGCGCGGGGGGGUGUCGAUUGCGGAGAAGAAGAAAGCGGCGGAGAAGGAGUUUGUGGACGACGGACCGAUGGUGGGGGCGAGUAAGAAGGACCCGGCGCUGCGCAGGCUGGAGCUGCUGCAAGGGAGCGGGCUAGCAAAGGAAUUGGUCGCCACGUGCGCAGCGAGCGCGGGCGAGUUCCUCCGUUCCCAGUGGGCCUGUGACGUCAUCUUCGAGGUGGCGCGCGGCGGGGCCGACGGGAUCCUGCACCGGGUAGACGGCGUGUCCGUGGUGUCGGUGCAACAGGCGAUUGCGGACGAGGCUGCGGAGCCAUGGCCGGCAACCCCGGAAGAGAGUACAAGCGGGGACGAGACGGAGGAGCAUGUGCUGGACCAGAUGUUCGCCAAUCGGACGAUAAAGAAGCUGGUCGACGUACCGGCCCCCGAGGGCGACUCGAGCGCGCAGCCCUUCGCAGCGGUGCUGUACCAGGCCAUCAAGGGGCGGUGUAAAAAGCUAGCCACCGGGCAGCACAGUGCCAAAGUGGUGGCCGCUCUUUAUCACUGCGGGCAUGAAGCAACUUCCAAAGCGGUUCGGAAGGAAGUCGAGCCUCUGUUAAAGUCGGGUGGCUUAGAGAGCACAAAGUCCCUCUUUGCAAAACCUCAAGAUGCUCCAGCAGUUUCAGUUGCGAAGCCCGAAAGUAAGGCAGCUGCAGCUGAGAAGCCACGCACGAGAAAGAAGAAAGCUUCUUAGGACGGGGUUUGCCCAUGCUUCGAUAUUGUUGACCUUGAAAUCUUGACUCAGGCUACGAGCAACAUCCACGUCCUCGCAGGUCUGUAGUUCUCACUCACCUAAAGACGGUAUGCAUGCGGCAAUUCUGUCCGGUCCAUUCUGCCC